GCGGGCCGCCGCCGGCGCUUUCAAUCACCCGCAGCAGGCCUCAGUGCUCGCGGGGAGCAACGCAGGAUGAUGGAGGGCAUUCUGGUAAAAUCCACUUGACAUCUUUGGAAGGGACAUACAGCCCAUGGCCUCCAUCCUCUGGAGCCCAGAGCCCCAGUGCAUGCUACACCAGGAGCGGGAACACCCUGUUCCCUGCCGGGGGCUGCCUCCUCUGCACAGCCCGGACCCUGGGGCCAGCCAUCGCCGACAAGGAGAUGAGGAUGGAGAACAGGGAGGACAAAGCACCUCAUCAGAACCCUCUGGAAGAGGCCAUUUUGAGCAGCUCCAUGGUGCAGGAAUCCAACAGGGAGGAAAAGCCACGGAAAUCCUGUACAAGGAGGGACUCCAAACCCAACUCAGGGUGCUCUGAGGAGGAAAGACUCACCCUGCGCCAAGAAGGCAGCCAGAGCUUCAACCAGAGCUUGGACCUGGUGGUCUCUGAGCAGCAUCAGAGCAGGCAGAAGUCCUACAACUGCGAGGAAUGUGGGAAGAGCUUCAGCCACAGCUCCAACCUGAUCCGCCACCGGAGGAUCCACACUGGGGAGAGGCCCUAUGAGUGUGGGGAAUGUGGGAAGAGCUUCAGCCGGAGCAACAACCUGGCCCGCCACGAGAUGAUCCACUAUAAGGAACGGCACUAUGAAUGCUCUGAAUAUGGGAAGAGCUUCAAAAAGAUAUCCAAAUGUAUCCAGCACAAGAAAAACUGCACUGAGGAACGGCUCUAUGAGUGUGGAGAAUGUGGAAAGAACUUCAGCCGGAGAUCAAACCUAACCCGCCACAAAAGGAUCCACACUGGGGAAAGGCCCCACAAAUGCUCCAAGUGUGGGAAGAGCUUCAGCCAGCGCUCCCACCUGAAUGUCCACCGGUGCAUUGACACCCGGGAACAGCCCAACAAGUGUGAGGAGCGUGGGGAGAGCUUCAGGAAGAUUCAGAACAUACCCAAUUGCCUGUCUGUGGAAACCAGGGAACCGCCCUACAAGUGCUUGGUAUGUAAGAAGAGCUUCAAGCAGAGAUCUCACCUGACAGUCCACUGGCGCAUCCACACUGGACAACAGCCCUACAUGUGUGAGACAUGUAAUAAGAGCUUCAGUGAUCGCUCCAACCUGAACCACCACCAGAGGAUUCACACUGGUGAACGGCCCUACAGGUGUGAGAAAUGUGAAAAGAGCUUCUCCAGGAGGUCUCAUUUGACCCAGCACCAACAGAGACACCAGAAAGGGAAGCCCCACAAGUUCUCUGACUGUGGGAAGAGUUUCAUCUGAUGCUUCAACUUCAUCACCUAAAGCCUCACCAUUUUACUGCCAUUUGGGAGGGGAAUUUGUUUUUCAGGAGAUAUUCUGGAGGAUUUGAUGGUUCUGGAGUAUUUGGAAGAAUUUUCUCCAUUACCUCAAAACCACUCAGUCUCACUUAAAACUAUUCAAUCCUAUCCCAGCCCAAAAUUACUCAAUUCCACAGCUCCUCAGGGUGGGUGGGAU
This is a messenger RNA of Hirundo rustica (Barn swallow), 1511 nucleotides long. RefSeq names its product zinc finger protein 239-like. Bases 255 to 1298 code for a protein of 347 amino acids. The record is from RefSeq and is a predicted model, not a curated record. The transcript has 4 exons. NCBI's taxonomy places the organism in Eukaryota, Metazoa, Chordata, Aves, Passeriformes, Hirundinidae.